Triticum turgidum subsp. durum (durum wheat) is the source of this 2259-nucleotide messenger RNA. The record is from the annotation of a GenBank genome assembly. Lineage: Eukaryota; Viridiplantae; Streptophyta; Magnoliopsida; Poales; Poaceae.
AUGGCGGCUGGAGGCGGGGGAGGCGAGGUGCUGACGCCUCGUGAGUUGGCGAUGGAAGAGAUGGAUCUGCAGCCUGGCGUUUUCUCCGAAGCAGAGAUCCUGAGGAUGGAGAUUGCGUCCCUGGUGAACUUGCUCAGGGAGAAGCAGUCUGACGUUCUUUCGCUCGAUCCUGAGACCGUGAGGAAAAUCACGUCCCUGAGGAGCGAGAUCGCGUGCCAGAAGUUGGAAAGGGAGGUUCCGGAGGUCAAACGCACAGUGCCGCGGAGGAAGAUCUCCAAGAGUAUAUACGAUUAUACCUGCAAUGCUGAUAAACAGAUGGCUGACCAAUGUGCUGAGGACCAGAGGACCAAGGAGUAUGUGGAGAUGACUGAUCAGGUGGACAAAGGCAAAUCCAGCACCCACUGUCUUAACCAGAGUAGCAAGGAAGAGGUGGAUGAAUCUGUAACAGAUUUGACAAUGGACCUUUGUAAAUCAAACAUGGAGACGCACCAGAAGGCUGCUGAUAGCCAGAUGACAGAUGACAAAGAUGAACAUUUUGUGGCAGCAGAUCUCAUAUCUGGUCUUUCCAGCCAGAUGACUGUCCACUGUUAUGAGAACCAGAGUACUGUGGGGUACCUGGAGAUGAUUGAUCUCACGGUGGGCAAAGGCCAAUCAAGCACGGAGACGCAUGCGUUGAGGAUGAUGGACCAAGGAAAAUCAAGCAGUGAAGGCGAAUCAAGUAACGAAGGCAAAUCAAGCACGGAGACGCGUGCGUCGAGGAUGAUGGGCCAAGGCAACUCAAGUAGUGAAGGCCAAUCAAGCACGGAGACGCGUGCGUUUAGGAUGAUGGACCAAGGAAAAUCAAGUAGUGAAGGCCAAUCAAGCACGGAGAUGCAAGGCCAAUCAAGUAACGAAAGCAAAUCAAGCACGGAGACGCAUGCCUCGAGGAUGAUGGACCAAGGCAAAAAAUCAAGCUUUAGGAUGGGCCUGGAUUGCGAUGAGAAUGGUAUGCCCAACUUGUGCAAAUAUUACGAGAUGCUCGAAUGUGAGGAUGCGGAGGAGGAAGAUGAGGAGAUGACUCCGGAGGGUGUAAGGAUGUAUAACAAAUUCCGUAAGGAGCUGUUAGAGAUGGAAGCUGGCUUACGCAAGGAGCGGGAGCAGGAUCAAAAGGACGCGCUGAGGUGGGAGCAGGAUCAAAUUGACACACCGAGCUGUUACACAAUGGACCCGAUCCCCUUCUCACUUCAGGACGAGGCAGAGGAGACUGAGGAGGCGGAGGAGACGGAAUUCACAAAAUCAGACACGGAAGAGAUGGAGAUGGCGGACAAGUUGUUUGCUUUAGGGCGUAAAGGCUGGGAAUCUGCAUGGGGAGACGACUGCGGUAACUUCGAAGACAGGACCGUAUUGAGUCCUAUGCACUUUACACAUUGCACGCCGGGACUGAUCCCGUACGCUGCUCGCACUGUGAGCACCUUGCAAAUCUACUCCGUGAAGAUUGUUGGAAGAGAUGGAAAGUUGAAGUUGCCACUCCAUGUUUAUGGGAUCGUUGCUGCCCGAGAUGCCGUGGACUACAACCGCAACAUUCUCUUCUCCCGGCGAAGGGAAAACUGCCAAAAACUAACUCCAGAGGAUCCUUUUUUGCGCUUGACUGGCCCGUCCCGUGCAAUUGUGGCUGUGGACGAUGUUGAUUUCGAAGUCCAACUGAAAGUAAAGGGCUCAUCAAGGUCUCGCGACAGAGCAUUGAUGAGUCAUCGCUUUACUUACGCCGGUGGUUACCAUGAAGGUUUACAUACCACGUUCUCCAGCAACAGCUUUUGCACAGUAGAAUUGAGCUAUGAGCGACUUACAGAGACAGUCCAGGCUACUAUCUUGAGUGCGCGUGUUGUUGAAGGGGCGCCUUGGCCUUUUGAAUAUGGCGGGCGGAUUAUGUGCUCCUCGCCACCACAGGAAGUUACGGACUCCCUAUCCAGGCAAGUUGUGUUGGUUGAUUCUCAUCGUUCUGAUGAUGGUGGAGAAAUGCCAAUGGGCUCGGAUGGUUACAUUGAUCUGUCAAGGCAUGUUGUUUCUGUAGAACUUGAAGAAAGCCUGCAGUUUGUCAUACAAGCCUACUCACAGUCUGGUGAUGCUAUUGCUAGACAAGGUAGUGUCAGGUUCAGGACCAAAUACUGCAACAUAAGUCGAGCGAUAUGUGAGAUUGGUGACUCUAAGGUGGAGAUAACUGUCGCUUGGUCCCAACUUGCUAAGCAUAAGAGGGAUAUCCUCUUAGAAGGACAUGUUUGA